AUGGCUAGCGCAGAACGACCGUUCAAAGUAGACAUACCCGACACCCAACUGGAACAACUGAAAACAAAGCUUGCCUUUACCCGUUUUCCUGACGAGCUGGAGGAUGCUGGCUGGGAUUACGGCGCGCCUCUGGGGGACGUGAAGCGACUGGUGGACAGGUGGAGGAACGAAUGGGACUGGCGCCGCCUCGAGGCUGAAAUCAACGAACUACCUAUGUUCACGCAAGACAUCGAGAUCGACGGAUUCGAUACUUUGGAGAUACACUACGUACACCAAAUGAGCGAGUCUGUGAACGCCAUUCCGCUCUUAUUCAUUCACGGAUAUGAGUGGCCAGGACACUUUCUGGAAGUCCGAAAAAUCCUACCUCUCCUUUCCUCUCAGGAAGAACCCAGCUUUCAUGUGGUAGCACUCGGUUUGCCCGGUUACGGUUGGUCUGAGGCGCCAAAGAAGAAGGGGUUCAGAAUGGGUCGAUAUGCUGAGAUCGCCAACAAACUGAUGACAUCCCUCGGGUACUCGGAAUACGUGAUGCAAGCCGGAGAUCUAGGACACUUUGUAACGCGCAAGAUGGCAAUUCUUUAUGGAGGCAAACACCUUAAGGCUUGGCAUACCAACAUGCCUCUCGGGGCACCGCCCACAAUUACAUCGAACCUGCUGGCCUUCUUAGGGUCGCUGUUGAUGGGAUAUUCCGCUACCGACAAAGCGGCUCUCGCUCGCAGUCAAUGGUUUCGGACCCAUGGUUCAGGCUUACUAGCAUGGAUAUAUGAGAAGCUUCAUCACUGGACGGACGAUUAUCCUUGGAGUGAUGAUGAAGUUCUCGAUUGGAUAUCAGUGUACUGGUUCUCUCGAGGAGCACCAGCAACAACCUUGAAGAUAUACUACGAGCUUAUGCAGUCACCCGACUUCAACGAUGUUAGUCAGGUCACAACUGCUCCAAUGGGUGUGUCGUACUUCCCCAAGGAGGUUGCCCCUUCUCCGAAAUCGUGGGUCCGAUUGACAGGGCACGUCGUCUUCGAGGCUGAGCAUGAUGACGGCGGGCACUUCGCAGCACACAAAAAACCAGAGGAACUGGUCUGGGAUCUGAGAGAGAUGUUUGGCAAAGGAGGGCCGGCUUUCGGGGUAGUCUCUGGAAAGAAUGGAUACAAGACAUAG
Messenger RNA from Punctularia strigosozonata HHB-11173 SS5, 1149 nucleotides. RefSeq names its product epoxide hydrolase. The coding region runs from base 1 to 1149 and encodes 382 amino acids. Gene Ontology annotation, molecular function: epoxide hydrolase activity. The transcript has 9 exons. Lineage: Eukaryota; Fungi; Basidiomycota; Agaricomycetes; Corticiales; Punctulariaceae. The record is from RefSeq and is a predicted model, not a curated record. Gene Ontology annotation, biological process: epoxide metabolic process.